AUGAGAAAAAUUGCAAUCCUUUUAAUUGCUUGCGCAGUCAUUUGUACUGCAAGCUCUUUAACCGAAUUCACCAACAACCUUUUAUCAUUAAAAGGUACUGGUAACACUUAAACCGUCCUAGCUUCCUGCUUUACAGACCAAACUGGCAUGAGAGAUAAUAAUCUCUAUGCUGGUAAUAACUAUGCUGAACUCUCUGUGAACCCCAAGAAUAAGGACUUCAAGGCUCUCGGAGGACUUCCUUUUGGCUACAAGCUUAAAAUAACUUACAAAGGUAGAUCUGUUGUUGCUACUAAGGGAGAUGUUGGCGCUGGUGGCCCUAGCCAUCCUAAGAUUGAUAUUCACAAAAAAGCUGCUCAAGCUUUAGGUAUCAAUAACUGCGAUAGUUUCCUAGAGAAUGUGCAAAUAGAAUUUCUUGGCUGA
Messenger RNA from Tetrahymena thermophila SB210, 420 nucleotides. RefSeq lists its product as hypothetical. The record is from RefSeq and is a predicted model, not a curated record. The transcript has a single exon. Lineage: Eukaryota; Ciliophora; Oligohymenophorea; Hymenostomatida; Tetrahymenidae.